AUGAGUUUUUCAAAAAACCAUUUGUUUUUUCUUAGUUCCCUAUUGAUUUUGACAUGUAGUGCUUUCGGCUCCCAAGUUUCUCACGAUGGACGAGCCAUUACAAUAGAUGGGCAACGCAAACUUAUCAUCUCCGGUUCAAUCCAUUAUCCACGAAGUACUGCCGAGAUGUGGCCGGAUUUGAUCAAGAAAGCGAAAGAGGGAGGAUUAAAUGCUAUCGAAACCUAUGUUUUUUGGAAUAUACACGAGCCUCAACGUCGUCAGUAUGAUUUUAGUGGCAAUAACGAUCUCAUAAGGUUUCUCAAGACAAUUCAGGACCAAGGACUUCACUCUAUUCUUCGCAUUGGGCCUUAUGUUUGUGCAGAGUGGAACUAUGGUGGAUUUCCUGUAUGGUUACAUAAUAUGCCUGGUCUUGAGAUGCGCACUGCAAAUGAUGUUUUCAUGAAUGAGAUGCAAAAUUUCACGUCAUUGAUAGUCCAUAUGAUUAAAAAAGAGAGUUUAUUUGCGUCGCAAGGAGGUCCUAUUAUUCUUGCACAAAUUGAGAAUGAAUAUGGUAAUGUUAUUUCGUCGUAUGGAGAUGCUGGCAAAGCAUAUCUUAAUUGGUGUGCAAGCAUGGCUGAGUCACUCAAUAUUGGAGUUCCAUGGAUUAUGUGCCAAGAAAGCGAUGCUCCUGAACCAAUGCUGAACACAUGCAAUGGAUAUUAUUGUGAUCAAUUCACUCCGAACAAUCCAAACACCCCAAAAAUUUGGACUGAAAAUUGGACUGGAUGGUUUAAGAAUUGGGGUGGUCCAGAUCCUUUAAGAACUGCUGAAGAUGUUGCCUUCGCUGUUGCACGGUUUUAUCAGAAUGGAGGCGCGUUGCAAAACUAUUAUAUGUACCACGGUGGAACAAACUUUGGAAGAACUGCUGGUGGCCCGUACAUUAGCACAACCUACGAUUAUGAUGCACCUCUCAAUGAAUACGGUACUCCAAAUCAACCAAAAUACGGACACUUGACGCAGCUUCAUAAUAUUUUGAUGUCAAUGGAAAGGACUCUCACUUAUGGAAAUGUUAAUUCUACUGACUAUGGAAAUUCCUUAUAUGGAACUGUUUAUACCCUCGAUAACACAUCGAGUUGUUUCUUCGGCAAUGGAAAUGAAACAAGCGAUGCGACGGUAAAUUAUCAAGGAGUUGAUUACAAUGUACCCGCAUGGUCGGUCAGUAUUCUUCCUGACUGUAAGACAGAAGUUUACAACACGGCUAAGGUAAACACUCAGACUAAUUUGAUGGUGAAGAAGUCGAAUGAGGCAGAGGCCGAACCCGCCUCAUUGAAAUGGAGUUGGAGACCCGAGAUUAAUCUCGAACAAACUCUGGUUCAAGGAAAGGGACAACUUUCUACAAGCAUGAUUGUGGAUCAAAAGGUUGCAAAUGAUGUUAGUGACUAUUUGUGGUACAUGACCAGUGUCAAUCUCGAAAAGGAUGAUCCCAUCUGGACUGAUAAUAUGAGCAUUCGCGUGAAUGCGACUGGACAUAUUUUGCACGCUUAUGUCAAUGGCGACUAUCUUGAUUCUCAGUGGGCAACUUAUGGUGUAUCCAACUAUGUAUUUGAGAAGAAGGUUAAAUUGAACCCCGGAACGAAUCAAAUAACUUUACUCAGCGCAACCAUUGGUUUUCAAAACUAUGGUCCGAGGUUCGAUAUUGUACAAGCUGGGAUAUCCGGACCAGUCGAGAUCGUUGGUAGGAAAGGCGACGAGACAAUCAUAAAAGACCUGUCAUUGCACAAGUGGUCGUACAAGGCUGGAUUGCACGGCCUGGAUGACAAAAUCUACAGUUCAGAUUCUAAAUUUGCUGCUCAAUGGAGUACAGAAAAUCUUCCUCUUAAUAGAAUGUUGACAUGGUACAAGACUACAUUCAAGGCGCCAUUAGGAGAAGAUCCAGUUGCUUUAGAUAUGCAAGGUUUAGGCAAAGGUAUGGCUUGGGUGAACGGAAAUAGUAUUGGUCGUUACUGGCCGAGUUAUAUGGCAGAAGAUGAUGUAUGUUCGACCGAUGUCUGUGAUUAUCGCGGUUCAUAUUAUAGCACCAAAUGUGCUUCAAACUGUGGUCAACCUACUCAAAGAUGGUACCAUGUUCCUCGUUCCUUCAUUAACGAUGGUGAUAAUGAAUUGGUGCUUUUCGAGGAAUUUGGAGGAAACCCGACCCUUGUCAACUUCCAAACUGUUACAGUUGGAACAGCUUGCGGCAGUGCCUAUGAGAACAAGAAUAUGGAACUAUCGUGCCAGGGUCGUCCAAUUUCUGCCAUCAAAUUUGCUAGCUUCGGCGAUGUACAAGGAACUUGUGGCUCAUACGACAAGGGCAGCUGCACAAGCGAAACAGAUGCACUAUCAAUCGUCCAAAGUGCCUGCGUUGGUAAAGAAUCGUGUACAGUUUCUGCAUCGGAGAGCACUUUUGGCACGGCUGACUGCGCCGACGGCAUAUCCAAGAGGCUUAUCGUAGAAGCAGUUUGCUAG
This is a messenger RNA of Fraxinus pennsylvanica, 2484 nucleotides long. The record is from the annotation of a GenBank genome assembly. NCBI's taxonomy places the organism in Eukaryota, Viridiplantae, Streptophyta, Magnoliopsida, Lamiales, Oleaceae.